GAGGGAAGGAUAAACGCGAAGGGGAGAACAGGAGACGAGCCGAGACGUCCAGAGGAGGAGUCCAGCCGGAGGGAAGCCGAGACGCCCAGAGGAGGAGUCCAGCCGGAGGGAAGCCGAGACGCCCAGAGGAGGAGUCCAGCCGGAGGAGCCCAGCCGGAGGGAAGCCGAGACGCCCAGAGGAGUGUCCAGUAGGAAGCCAGCCCGGAGAGGUCCAGCCGGAGGAGCCCCAGCCGGAGGGAAGCCGAGACGCCCAGAGGAGGAGUCCGGAGGCCGAAGCCCGGAGGAGGAGUCCCAGGAGGAGCCGGUCCAGUCAGCCGAGACGCCCAGAGAAGGAGUCCAGCCGGAGGGAAGCCGAGACGCCCUGA
Molecule: messenger RNA, 365 nt
Organism: Penaeus vannamei (Pacific white shrimp)
Lineage: Eukaryota; Metazoa; Arthropoda; Malacostraca; Decapoda; Penaeidae
Source: RefSeq, a predicted model, not a curated record